CUGUGAUCCUGCAAUCAAAACUGCAUCUAAGCAGAGUUACCGUGUAGUGAUUGGGUCUCUGCACAGAUGCAGAGGUCUCAUAUACAACACAGAUGGGGAAACUGAGGCAGAUAAGUGCAUCUGGCCCCAGUCCCGCCCCUUCUGCCUGAGGGCCCACUCCUUCCAGGGGCCCAGAGCCAUCCCCCACACCUUGCCCAGGAGCCCGGCCACCCUGAGUACUGUGACUCAUACAGCAGAGCAACAGGAUUCAGACUGUGACAGGCAGCCAACCAAGAUGGACGUAAGCUUACUUGAGGAGCAGUAUGACUGUAUAAAACAGAAGCAAAAGCUGCAAACACACAUUAUUGUGUUUAAAACAGGUGAGAAUCAGCCUGUUCCUGGGGAAUCAAUGGUCAAUGGCAUUUUAAUAAAUAAGAAAAUAAGGAAACCAAAAGAAUUUAAAGAACACAUUCCUGUCAGAAAGGUCACACUGGACUUAACUUCCAAUGGCAAUGUACAAGACAGUUCACCAUGGCGUACACACCUGGGAAUCCACCGUCUACUACAAGCUGAUUGUCAGAAGGUUCCAAGUGAUCUUGCCCAUUGCAAGAAUGAACAGAUUAGUUUUGACAAUGAGAGACUGACUGUGAAGGAAAAUGUCAUGCUGCCAAGUGAAAAAACACUAACUGCAAGUGAACAUUCCACAGUAUCACUCGAUGAACUGGGAAAUUCAAGUAUGUUAAACAGUCCCACUGAAGAGAAUAGCAACUCCAUUUCAGGCAUCUGCCAGAAGCCUCCUUUGAAGUCAGUCUCUUCAGCAAUUUGGACACACCAACAGAUUUCAUCCACAAAAUGUACACCCAUAUCCAGCAAACUAAGCUAUUACCCUUUCCCUCGGAAAAAAACACCCAGGAUCUCAGAAGCUGCAAAAAGACUUGGAUUAUAUGUCUCACCAUAAAGAAAUUUCAGUAAUGUGUAAAGUUUAGUUAAAAUUUAAAAUAAAAUUUCAGUAAACUAAUUUUUCAAUUCAACUUUUGACUUACUAACUAAGGGGUUAGUACUUUAUAUAGUAAGAAUUUGCAUGGGCCAAUCAACAUGUUUUAGAAGUUCACAGAGUGAAAAGUCUGUUAAAUGAGUUGCAAUGUCAUAAAGAGUAUUGGACAAUAAAGAAUUUUUAUACCUAGAGCAACAUCAGGAUUAUCCAUACCCAUUUUUGUACCUUCAAAUAUAGGAACACCUAAUGUUAACUCAUUUUGCAUUGAUUCCUUUUUUUUCUUCUAAAUCCAAACUACUGAUUUUUGAGGGACAAGAAUUCUAUCAUAGUGAGAUCACAAAUCAUUUGAAAAAGCUGUAGCAAAGAGUAGGAUUUACAAAAACUGCUGAUGAAGCAACUGGACUGGAUUUCAGUACUGCAUAAUUUGAUUAGCUGUCUGAACAAGCAACAAAUGAAGCAGGUUUUAGAACAACAGUAGCAAGGGUGAUUAACGCGUUCUAGUCAACAUGAGGUUUUAUUAUUCAUUUACUUCCACAAAUUAUUUGAUUGAUUUUCCUGUGUGUAUCCUAAAACAGUGAAUAAAACCAU
This is a messenger RNA of Caretta caretta (loggerhead turtle), 1561 nucleotides long. RefSeq names its product chromosome 2 C9orf152 homolog (gene C2H9orf152). NCBI's taxonomy places the organism in Eukaryota, Metazoa, Chordata, Testudines, Cheloniidae. The record is from RefSeq and is a predicted model, not a curated record.